AUGCCGUUCAAGCCAGUCGAGCACCCGAAAUGCCCAAAAUGCGGGAAAUCGGUUUACGCAGCUGAAGAGAUGGUCGCUGGUGGAUACAAAUGGCACAAAUUUUGCUUCAAAUGCACAAUGUGUAACAAGUUGCUGGACUCGAUGACGUGUUGCGAGCACGCGGCUGAGCUCUACUGUCGACAGUGUCAUUGUCGUCGUUGGGGUCCUAAAGGAAUCGGCUUCGGAAUUGGUGGUGGUACACUCACAAUGGACACUGGAGAGCAAUUCGGAAACAAGGAAGUCGAUAUGACGUCAGUUGAUUCGAGAUUUGUUUUGUGUGUUUUAUAU
Messenger RNA from Mesorhabditis belari, 327 nucleotides. NCBI's taxonomy places the organism in Eukaryota, Metazoa, Nematoda, Chromadorea, Rhabditida, Rhabditidae. The record is from the annotation of a GenBank genome assembly.